AUGUCUUCCACCCUCUUGUUCCUCGACCAGUUCAAUGCCCCCUCGACCGAGGGCAGAAAGAGGAUCUCAAUCUACACCCCUAAGCACACCCAUGUCGGCGACAGCGCUUUGCUGACGCUACUCCUCAGUAACCCCACCGACGUCUUCAAUAAACUCAAAACCCACAACCCCGAGGCAACCAAUGCCACCGACCGCGCUGCACUAGGAGCGUACCUCUCCGCCCGCCACGAAUACGAUGAGGCUGUCAAGGCAGCCGACAAGGCCAUCGACCACCACAAGCGGCUCCUACGGCAACAGGAUGACCGUGUCCUCACCAAGCUCAUUCGACUCGACAAUCUGAAAGUUGCCCAUCGCUUUCAACCGCUCCUACCGCGCAGCAUCCGGGCGCAACACAACAAAUUCAUCCCGCGCACCAUCCCCAACGCGUACCUACCCCUACCCGCACCCCUACCGACGUCUGCCUUUAGGUGCCCCCCGAUCCCAUCCCCUUUCCUCCAAGCAACGCUGCAGAGCACUACUAUCCCGGCUGACUGGCAACCCAACCCUGGGUGGACCCCGAAGGGAAGCUGCAGGCGAUGCGGAUCGUCUCGACACUGGGUACGGGACUGUCCGGACGUACGAUGCGCAGGAUGCGGGAAAGAAGCCCCUGGACACCUGGAGCGGGAGUGCGGAACCAGGCCGAUGAAGCGACACAUAUCCGCACCACCUGAAGAACCUGCGCGACGCGUGGGGGUGGUCGUCGACAACAUGUUUCUCGAAGGAAUCAUCAACGAGGUGAAGGAGAGGAAGGAGAAAGAAAGGCAGACGAAAGCGGUAUCCAUUCCUCCACCGCGUAGCGCUAACCCCGAACCCCCGGCCAGUCCUGUCGCAGGAUCCUCGCGCCCCCGCCCCGAUACACCCGUCGUCUUUCGCAAAGUCGACCCCGACUGGACACCCGACACCACUCAAUGGACGUGGGACAGCUCCUGGCCGCAUCAGAAGCACUUCUCUGGCGAGGAAUGGAAGAACGUAGGGAGGAACGCGCGCAAGGAGUGGUUCGACGAAGAGGAGGAGGACGGCGUAGACUGGGAGUUGUAUGGAGAUGCUUAUAUAAUGGGGUCCGUGCGCACUUCGUACCUGGUAUCGUACCACUACGUUUCUUUCUUUACUAAACACGACCACAUAGACACAAUGGUCCGUGCGUAG
Postia placenta MAD-698-R-SB12 is the source of this 1185-nucleotide messenger RNA. RefSeq lists its product as hypothetical. Gene Ontology annotation, molecular function: zinc ion binding; nucleic acid binding. Lineage: Eukaryota; Fungi; Basidiomycota; Agaricomycetes; Polyporales; Adustoporiaceae. The record is from RefSeq and is a predicted model, not a curated record. The transcript is spliced from 2 exons. The coding region runs from base 1 to 1185 and encodes 394 amino acids.